This is a messenger RNA of Abrus precatorius (Indian licorice), 3669 nucleotides long. RefSeq lists its product as uncharacterized. Bases 231 to 3155 code for a protein of 974 amino acids. The record is from RefSeq and is a predicted model, not a curated record. Lineage: Eukaryota; Viridiplantae; Streptophyta; Magnoliopsida; Fabales; Fabaceae. The transcript has 3 exons.
AAAGGAACCAAAGAAUAUAAGAAAUAUUAAUUUGGUGUUGCACUUGAAAACUUGUUCAUUUGCCUGUGCCGUUGCACUAUUUGCUCUCUACUCUCAACUCUCAACUCUCAAUGAUCCUUCCAGGGUCUAUUUGAGUGUCAGGACUGCAAUCUUUUGGGGGACUGAUCAGCUUGUUUGUCAGUUUGCUUGGUCUUAGCACUCACUGUCAAGUUUUGAAGUCUGGAUUUUUUAUGGAGUGCAAUAAGGAAGAGGCCUUAAGGGCCAAGGACAUUGCUGAAAAGAAAUUGGAAAACAAGGAUUUCAGAAUGGCUCGUAAAUUUGCGCUUAAGGCUCAACAGCUAUAUCCUGAUUUGGAGAAUAUCACUCAAAUGCUCAUUGUUUGUGAUGUGCAUUGCUCUGCUGAGCUGAAAUUGUUUGGCAAUGAGAUGGACUGGUAUAAAAUUCUUCAAAUUGAGCUGACAGCUAAUGAUGCAACAAUUAAGAAGCAAUACAGGAAGUUGGCUCUCCAACUUCAUCCUGAUAAAAACAAAUUUUCUGGUGCAGAAGCUGCAUUUAAGUUGAUUGGGGAAGCUCAAAGAGUUCUUUUGGAUAAAGAAAAGCGAUCUAGGCUUGACAUGAAUUUGCGCAGGGUUCCAAGGAACAGAACUGCUAUGUCAUCUAAUCAUCAGCAGAAUGUUCAGAUGAAUUUUAAUCCUGUGAUGCAAACAAAUGUCAGGCCCAAUUUUACAAAUUUAAAUCCUCAACAGCAACAACAGUCUCGGCAAGCAUCUCAGCAGGGCCUUAAUGGUGGCCACCCUACUUUUUGGACUGUUUGCUCAUUUUGUUCUGCUAAAUAUGAGUACUAUAGGGAUGUUUUAAAUAGAGUUCUUCGUUGUCAACAUUGCAAUAGGCCCUUCAUUGCAUAUGAUGUGAAUGUGCAAGGUACAACACCAGCAGUUAAUUUAAGUCAGCAAGCUUUCGGUGCACAGAACGAUAGUCAAAAUCAUGGCGCUUUCAAGGUUGGUGUUGGAUCUCAAAGUAAUUUACAUACUCACAGGUCCAAUAAAGAAUCACAUAUGAAAGGAGGCCGUACUGCUGAUGUCUCUGUAAAGCCAAAUGGAAAGAGGAAGAGGAAGCAGGUAGCAGAAUCCAGUGAAAGUUCCGAAUCUAUAUGCAGCACUGAUUCUGAAGAGGAUAUGCUUUCUGAAAAGGAUAUGCUUUCUGAAAAAAAUGGUUUUCCUGGUGUUUCUAGUUAUAGAGAAGAGCGUCCUCGUAGAUCUACGCGGCAAAAGCAUCAGGUUUCCUACAAGGAGAAUUUGAGUGACGAUGAUGAUGAAGGGUCUGGAUCUCCGGUCGGUGUUGGUGAAAAUCAUGGGGAGGCAGCUAAAAUGAAUGAGCAGAAUAGUUUGGCUACUGAUCUGAAAGGUGAUCAGGAAAAGGUAAAGCAGAAGCAGAAGUUUUAUUCUGAAGAGAGCUUACAAAAUGUAAAUAAGGAAACUAAGGAGGUUAGAGGAAAAGAAGCAGAGGGCAGCUCAAAGAUAGAUGAAGCUUCAGAGGAUUCAACCUUCAAAUCAACAAAUCAUCCAGAUUAUUUUGUUUAUCCUGAUCCAGAGUUCAGUGACUUUGACAAGGACAAGAAAGAGGAGUGUUUUACUGCUGGGCAGAUUUGGGCUAUUUAUGACACUGUAGAUGGCAUGCCUAGAUUCUAUGCUUUAAUCAGAAAAGUUCUCUCUCCUGGAUUCAAGUUGCGGAUAACAUGGUUUGAACCAGAUCCUGAUGACUAUGAUGAAAUCAAGUGGUUCGGUGAGAGUCUGCCAGUUGCAUGUGGGAAACAUAAACUUGGUGGCACUGAAACCACUGAAAAUCGUCUGAUGUUCUCUCAUCUGAUUUCUUGUGAAAAGAGUGGCCGCAGUUUUUAUAAAGUAUAUCCUAGAAAGGGAGAAACUUGGGCUCUUCUUAAAAAUUGGGAUAUCAAAUGGCAUAUGGAUGCGGAAUCUCAUCGGCAGUAUGAUUUUGAGUUUGCUGAAAUCUUGUCAGAUUAUGUUGAAGGUGUGGGAGUAGUUGUUGCAUACUUAGCUAAGUUGAAAGGUUUUGUGAGUCUCUUUUCUCGAAUUGAGGGAGGCAAUCGCACAUCUCAAAUUUUACCAGUUGAGUUAUUCAGAUUCUCUCAUAGGGUUCCAUCUUUUAAAAUGACUGGUCAGGAAAGAGUGGGUGUUCCUGUAGGAUCUUAUGAACUUGAUCCUGUAUCCUUGCCAAUGAAUCUUGAAGAGAUUGCUGUUGCUGAAGAUUUGGAAGUAAAGGUUGGUCAUUGUCCGACGGUCGGGAUGAGCACAAGGUCGUCACAAAAGUCGGAAUUCAUCAUAAAUUUGGAGGGAGAUGCAUCUACUGCAAAGGUUAAUUUGCAAAGAAGCAACUCAGCAGAGGAGAAAAAGGAUCCUGUUGAUAAUGGUAGUGCUCCUUCAGCUUCAGCCACAGAAGCAUUUGAAAUUCCAGAUCCUGUGUUCUGCAAUUUUGAUGCUGCAAGAUCCAUUGAAAACUUUAAGAUUAAUCAAAUAUGGGCAUUUUACAGUGAUGAGGAUGGACUGCCAAAAUACUAUGGUCAGAUUGAGUGUGUUCUGACAAGCGAAACAGAUGUCCAGUUGCAAGUUACGUAUCUUACUAACUGCUGGCUACCGGAGAAUGCUGUUAGAUGGGAAGAUGAGAAUAUGCUUGUUUCCUGUGGAAAAUUUAAAAUCGGAACAGGUGCUCAACCCUACACUUAUGCUAACACCUAUUCUGUUUCACAUCAGGUGCAAGCUAUUACUGAUGAUAUGAAGAAGGAAUAUGAAAUUUUUCCAAGGAAAGGUGAAAUUUGGGCUUUGUAUAGGAAUUGGACAACUAAAAUAAAACGUUCGGAUUUGGAAAACUGGGAGUAUGACAUAGUGGAAAUUGUUGGAAAAAAUGAUUUGUGGAUGGAUGUUUUGCCUUUGGAGUUGGUAAGUGGUUAUAACUCAGUUUUUAAGGGCAAAUCAAAUGGCGGAUCAGCUUUGAACAUGAGAAUAUCCAGGAAAGAGUUGCUCAGAUUCUCACACCAAAUCCCUGCCUUCAAAUUGACAGAAGAAAAUGGUGGUGAUCUGAGAGGCUUCUGGGAACUUGAUCCGGGAGCACUGCCUCUCCACUAUUUUGGCAAUAAAUGAUAGAAAGCCUUCGGCUACUCCUGAACAUGAAUAGAUCUACUUGUAUUUAUGUAUCAAUCUUUUACCAGGGACAAAAUUUUGGAUCCUGAUGGUAUUUUUGGACUCUUUUUUCUUUCUUUCUUUCUUUCUUUUUUUGUUUAAAUUAGAUAAGAAGUAUACACUUUGUGUCUAUGCAGUAGUAGCUCCUGCAUAAUCACAAUUGAUAUAACGGCACCUGAAUUCUUAGGUAAUGUUCCAGCUGCCUCUUAAGGUAAGGAGGUUGUGCUGGUUCCCUUCUACAUUCUUUUAAGUGUUGCUUCUCAUCCAUUAGAAUUAGAGUUGCGUUAAGUGUUAUCCUGCAAUAUUAAUUUUUACGUAAGGAAUUUGAGUCUAACGGACAAUCUGGGUGCACUCGCUUCAAUCAUGCAGGGUGUCCUUGCAUUAUCUCUUUUGUUAGCCAAUAUGUAUAAUGAGAACAUGGCUUUGAAUUUCAACUUCAUGGUAUUCAGAUUUCCUAAGCUGGGACUGCCCUUUC